AUGAGUAGCAACGGCUUCGCAAGCCAUAGCCCCCCCGUCAACGGGGGUUCGCCGCCCGGAGACGCCUCGAACAAGCGAAAAGACGGCCCCGACGGUGCACCGCAGCAAAGAGCCAAGAGGAACCGGUACAUUUCAAUCGCGUGCAACGAGUGCAAGAGGCGUAAGAUUAAAUGCAAUGGGCAGACGCCGUGCCAGCGGUGCGGAAACCUCCAACUGGAAUGUCUCUAUGCGCCGAACUGCUGCAACAAUUUCAAAGAUACCGAUGACUUCAAACGAAUGGAUGCGCAUAUAGCGUCGUUGCAAGCACAAGUCGACACCCUCUUCAACAACCUAAGCAGCCUCCGUAACCAUGUCGAAACCGGUACAAUAUCCUCGAAUGCCUCGCCGUUCCCAAACGAGCAAUACCCACGCUCCCUGUCCAUCUCUCAGGCCUCUGGUACUGGUGCGCCGCCCAAUGGUCGAGCCAACCAGCCCGCGAAGCAUCCCCGAUUUCACGGCCCCACAAGCUCGGCAUUCAACUUUGGAGUCGCCAAAACAAGUCUACAGAGUAUGGGGAUCACUGGACCAGACGAUGCCGGCGAAGACAGUGCAUUCACUACGGACCCUACACCCAUGGGCAGCCCGCCGCUUCCACCGUUGGCGCCGCCCCCAAGCGCUCAUGUGGACCAGCCAGUGCUACACACGUCGAAGGACCCCAUGUGGGCGAUGAACAAGGACGAGGCUGUUCGGCUGUGCCAUGUAUGGCAUGAAGAAAUGGGCUUGAUGUAUCCGGUUUUGGAGAUUCGGCAAAUCACACAGCAUACGACCCUCCUCUAUACUUUCAUGGAGGCUGCACACAGGACAAGGCUUGUUGAAAUAUCCCUUCCUGGUGCUGAUACGAUUAGUGACGAGCGAACUAUUAUCCUCAAACUCGUGCUCGCUACUGCGCUGAUACUCGAGGGCAGUGGCAAGUGUGAGCUGGGCACGGCCAUGUUUGACAGCGUCCGGUCAAAGGUCGAAGGCGUCUUGCUGGCACCUGUUAGUGUAGCCGGUAUUCAAAUGCUCGCAAUCAGCGCCAUGUAUCAUUUCCACAAGGAUGAAGAGGCAAUGGCAUGGCGCAUCAUUGGGCUCGCGGCACGUUUAUGUAUGGAACUUGGCCUACACCGCCGCGAAACUUACAAUGCCAUUUUUGCCGAAGAGGAUGAGCGCUCUGCUGCAAUCCGGCUGUUCUGGUCUGUCUAUGUCCUGGAUAGGAGGUGGAGUUUCGGCACGGGUAUGCCGUUGGCUUUUGAGGAUGCAGAUAUCGAUCCUCAGCUACCAAAACCGGACAACUCGACGCCUUAUCUAAACUGCAUGGUUACGUACAGCAACCUCGGAUCCAAAGUGUGGAAGUCCGUGGCAAACAGCGACAACUCAUCCAUCAGCAAAGAAGAGAUUGGCUACCUUGAUUACCAGAUCAUCCAGUGGCAUCGCUCCAUACCGACUGCCCUUAAAUACGUCCAUCCAUCUUCCAACAAUCCUCAAGAUCGCCAACCAGUCACUCGCAGCAUACACCGCUUCCGCAUCCUCCUCUACCUCCGGGCAAAUCAGAUGCGGAUACUGCUCUAUCGUCCCGUGCUACACACAGCAACCUCGAUCAUGGAAGACAUGAACUCGGCGCAAACCGUCGUAGACGUAGCCAAAGACACCAUCAACGUGCUGACGCACACGAACCAAACAACCGACAUCUACCGCAGCCACCAAGUCAUGUUCAACUACUUCCUAAUCUCCGCGCUCGCCGUCCUCUUCCUCGCCGUCUCGCACGCCCCAGCCCAAUUCAGCGAAUCCUGCCGCGACGAGUUCUACAUGGCGCUGGAGCUCGUGCGCGGCUUAUCCGCAAACUCGUACGUCAGCAAGCGCCUAUGGCGCACGAUCAAGGUCCUGAAAGAGGUCGGCCCCAAGCUGGGCCUUAACGUGCGGGGCGCGUACCAAGGCAACGGCACCACCGUCGACCCCAGCGACCCGCACUCGUCGGCCGCGGUCGCCAUGGCCGGCCUCGCGGGCCAUCCGAUGGACGAAAUGGUGCUGUUCGGCAGCAGCGCCGGCGGCGCGCGGGGCCCCGCAAACGGCAGCGGUACGACGCAGGGCGCCAGCGCCAGCGGCAACAUCCCGCCGGCUGCGUCGGCUGCUGCAAGCUCCUCUGCGGUGGCGGCGGCGACAGCGGCGUCCGCGACGGCGCCGCACCAUGGCGACAGCCCGAACGGCAUGGCGAAUGAUUUGACGAGCUUGUUUGAGGCGGCGGGCGGCUUCUCGGCCAGCACGGGGUUUGCGCCGCAGAAUGGGUAUUUGGUGAGUGCGAGUGGCGGGGAGGGAGGGCCGAAUGCGGGGGCGGAGAUGAUCCAGAGUGUGUUUGGGCAGGAGGAUGAGCUGGCGAGGAUUUUGAGGGAUCUGUUUUAGGUGUGUAGGGGCGAAGCUUGUGUGUGUGUGUAUGGAAGGGAGUUGAGUGAGUUUGCUUGAUGGUUUGGUGGAUUUGGUUUGUGAGCUGCUUGCAAUUUUAGAUACCAUUAGGUGCUUUGCUAAGUUAGGACUAUUUCAGAUUUGGGUCUUUACUUGUUGAGUGGUGUUUAAUUCGGCAUUGAUUAUGCUUGAUAUCGUGGCACUGAGGGCGUAAAACUCAUUAUAUACGCACGCAUUCCCAUACCCACAGACCCACUCACUACACAUCUUUCACCCAAGCCUCCCUCACCUCCUCGGCAAACUCAUCAAACGUAACCGGCUUCUUGCCCGUAACCCUCAGCACGGCGUCGCCCUCGCGCGCCUCGACCCCUUUUGCGGCAUCGGCUUCCAGGUCGGUGAGGAAGCGCGCAAAGUGCUCCUCGAGUCCGAAGCCCAUGAGCUGCUGCUUGCGCUCCUCGGGGCUGAGCUUCACGUGCGUGAUUGGGCGGCCCAGGGCC
Molecule: messenger RNA, 2912 nt
Organism: Aplosporella prunicola CBS 121167
Lineage: Eukaryota; Fungi; Ascomycota; Dothideomycetes; Botryosphaeriales; Aplosporellaceae
Exons: 5
Coding region: 1-2415 (804 amino acids)
Biological process (GO): positive regulation of transcription from RNA polymerase II promoter by galactose; DNA-templated transcription
Cellular component (GO): nucleus
Molecular function (GO): RNA polymerase II cis-regulatory region sequence-specific DNA binding; zinc ion binding; DNA-binding transcription factor activity, RNA polymerase II-specific
Source: RefSeq, a predicted model, not a curated record